Molecule: messenger RNA, 3780 nt
Organism: Puntigrus tetrazona (Sumatra barb)
Lineage: Eukaryota; Metazoa; Chordata; Actinopteri; Cypriniformes; Cyprinidae
Gene: adcy2a
Product: adenylate cyclase 2a
Biological process (GO): adenylate cyclase-activating G protein-coupled receptor signaling pathway; cAMP biosynthetic process; adenylate cyclase-inhibiting G protein-coupled receptor signaling pathway
Cellular component (GO): plasma membrane
Molecular function (GO): adenylate cyclase activity
Source: RefSeq, a predicted model, not a curated record
CACACUGCUUCCUUUUCACUCUCACUCUGACAGUCUGCAGUUCAACAUGUUGCCUGAGCGAUGCUGCGCACCACAGUGGAAGCCAUCCUGCCGGUGUACCGGCCGCGCACCCCAGCCCGAGCAUCAGUGCUCCAUUUGAAGGACCUGUGUGAAGAGGAGUGCGACCCUCACAAACCCCAGCCACCGCCCAACAGAGAGGAACACAACGCCAGCUCCAUGUGGAGGGAGGCCAUGCGUAAGAGGAGCUACUUGCUGGAGAGGAGCACCCGGACAGGAGGAGAUGUAACAGGAGGAGGUGUGCGUGGCCGGAGACAGAGGUCCCCAGACUGGCUGUAUGAUUCGUACUAUCGUAUGAGCCAGCAGCACCCACUUAUUGUUUUUCUGCUUCUCAUUGUGAUGGGUGCCUGCCUGGCUCUAUUGGCUGUUUUCUUCGCCUCUGGGCUGGAUAUCGAGGAUCACGUCGCCUUUGUUAUCACUGUCCCCACUGCGCUGGCUAUUUUCCUCACCAUCUUUGUUCUGGUCUGCAUCGAGUCCAUCUUCAAGAAGCUGCUACGAGUUUUCUCCUUGGUGAUCUGGGCCUGCCUGGUUGCCAUGGGUUACCUCUUUAUGUUUUUUGGAGGAAUCAUCUGUCCCUGGGAUCAGGUGUCUUUCUUCUUGUUCAUCAUCUUUGUGGUAUACACUAUGCUCCCCUUCUCUAUGAGAGAUGCCAUCAUAGCCAGCGUGCUCACUGCGUCGUCUCAUACUGUUGUCCUCAGUGUCUGCCUCUCCUCUACAGUCGACCAUGUGGAGCCCCUGGUAUGGCAGAUUCUGGCAAAUAUCAUAAUUUUCAUAUGUGGGAACCUGGCAGGAGCAUACCAUAAGCAUCUGAUGGAACUGGCGCUAAAGCAGACAUAUCAAGACACCUGCAACUGUAUAAAAUCACCCAUCAAACUGGAGUUUGAGAAGCGACAACAGGAACGUCUGUUGCUGUCUCUGCUUCCUGCUCACAUUGCCCGAGUGAUGAAAGCUGAAAUCAUACAGAGACUACAGGGGCCAAAGUUUGGUCAGGUGGAAAACACCAACAACUUCCAUAAUUUAUAUGUACAACGUCACACCAAUGUCAGUAUUUUGUAUGCUGACAUUGUUGGAUUUACCCGCUUGGCCAGCGAUUGCUCACCUGGAGAGCUGGUGCAUAUGUUGAAUGAGCUAUUUGGCAAAUUUGACCAGAUUGCUAAGGAAAAUGAAUGUAUGAGAAUAAAAAUUUUAGGGGACUGUUAUUACUGUGUAUCUGGCCUCCCAGAGUUCUUGCCAAAUCAUGCCAAAAACUGUGUGAAGAUGGGUCUUGACAUGUGCGAAGCUAUUAAGAAAGUGAGAGACGCCACAGGAGUGGACAUUAAUAUGCGAGUUGGUGUUCACUGAAACGUUCUAUGUGGUGUGAUUGGCCUUCAGAAAUGGCAAUAUGAUGUCUGGUCACAUGAUGUGACUUUAGCCAAUCACAUGGAAGCAGGUGGUGUGCCUGGACGAGUCCACAUCACCUCAGUGACUCUUGAGCACUUGAAUGGGGCAUAUAAGGUUGAAGACGGAGAUGGCCAGGAGCGUGAUCCUUAUCUAAAAGAGCACGGAGAUGUAACCUUCUUAGUGAUCAACCCAAAGGUAUGAAGAACAAAUAAACAAAAGAAAAGCCCUCAGCACCACUACAGACCCAGACACACCAUAGAUGGGGCUAAAAUGAGAGCUUCAGUGAGGAUGACCAGAUCUGAGUCAUGGGGUGCAGCCAAACCUUUCGCAAACCUUCACCACAGAGACAGCAUGACCAAUGAGAAUGGAAAAAUCAACACCGCUGAUGUCCCCAUGGGCCAGUACCACUUUCAGAGGCGUUCAGAGAGAACAAAAUCUCAAAAGAAGCGUUUUGAGGAGGAGCUCAAUGAAAGGAUGAUUCGAACUUUUGAUGGCAUCAAUUCUCAAAAACAAUGGCUCAAGUCGGAGGACAUUCAGAGAAUAUCUUUGUUUUUCCACAAUAAAACAUUAGAAAAAGAGUAUAGAUCAACGACCCUGCCAGCCUUCAAAUAUUACAUCACCUGUGCCUGCUUGAUAUUCUUCUGCAUUUUUAUUGUGCAGAUCCUGGUUCUGCCAAAAACUGCAAUAUUGGGAAUAUCAUUUGGAAUGUCUUUCUUAAUUCUGUCUGUGAUUCUGCUCAUUUGCUUCAUUGGGCAUUUCUUGCAUUGCGAUAAGACAGCCUCCACAUCUUGGCUCUGGAUCCUUAGAUCCUCGGGAAUCAUCGCCAACAAGCCCUGGCCACCACCCCUCACCAUGGCAACCACAGCCCUCAUCCUGAUCAUGGCUGUCUUCAAUAUGUUCUUUGUAGAAGACAACCUAACAUCCGCAGAUACUGUUUAUAAUGCAUCAAAUGAGACACUUCUUCAGCCUGAUGGACAUCCCAUAUCUUACCUGGACAACAACACAUUUUACCUUCCUUAUUUCAUCUACAGUUGCAUUCUGGGCCUGAUUUCCUGCUCGGUGUUCCUGAGGAUCAACUAUGAGCUGAAGAUGCUCAUCAUGCUAACAGCCGUGGUGCUCUACAGCGCCAUCAUACUUCAAACGCAUGCAUCUCUGCUGGACGAGUAUAGUAGAUUCCUCUAUAAAACAGAGAUCCUGGAUAGGCCAGGAGUACUAAAAGACUUGAAAACUAUGGGUUCUGUAUCUCUCUUUAUAUUCUUCUGUACUCUGCUUGUUCUAGCUAGACAGAAUGAAUAUUACUGUAGGUUGGAUUUCCUGUGGAAGAACAAGUUCAAGAAAGAAUGCGAGGAGAUAGAAACCAUGGAGAACCUUAAUCGUGUGCUGUUGGAAAACGUUUUGCCAGCCCAUGUAGCAGAGCACUUUUUGGCCAGGAACUGGAAGAACGAGGAUCUGUAUCACCAAUCAUAUGACCUGGUGUGUGUGAUGUUUGCUUAUCCUGACUUCAAAGAGUUCUACACAGAAUCAGAUGUAAACAAGGAGGGUCUUGAGUGCCUCAGACUACUCAACGAAAUCAUUGCAGACUUUGAUGAGUUGCUCUCUAAGCCAAAGUUUAGUGGGGAGAAGAUAAAGACCAUUGGAAGCAUUACAUAUGGCGCCACUGACCUCAAUGACCCAGGACCAGAAUAUACACAGGAGCAUGACAGGCAGUACAUGCACAUUGGUACCAUGGUGGAGUUUGCCUUUGCACUGGUGGGGAAGCUUGAUGUCAUCAAUAAACAUUCCUUCAAUGAUUUCAAACUCAGAGUGGGUAUUAAUCAUGGACCUGUGAUUGCUGGAGUGAUUGGAGCUCAGAAGCCCCAGUAUGACAUUUGGGGCAACACAGUGAAUGUAGCAAGCAGAAUGGACAGCACAGGAGUCCUGGGAAAAAUACAGGUUACAGAAGAGACGAGUUGCAUUUUGCAGACAUUAGGCUACAUGUGCACAUGCAGAGGAAUUAUAAAUGUGAAAGGCAAAGGAGAGCUCAAAACAUACUUCGUCCACACUGAGAUGAGCCGGUCUUUAUCCCAGGGGAAUGUAAUGCCAUGAAGCAUAGCAACAAACAUGCAAUGAACUGCAGACAUCCGCACACAGGAAUAAAAGGGACAUUUGUAAAUAAUUGCACCUAGUCUUUAGAUGCACGGAGUAUUGGAUGUAUUGAAAGUGAUACCAUUUCUACUGUAUCUCAUAGGCAGGGUUUGUGCACAGGGUACUUCUGUAAGUAUGGUAGCAAUUAUUUUGUAAGAAAAUCAAAUAUAACAAAAAGUGUUUUGAUGUUUCAAUGCCAUUGUUUUUCUUUAUUUUUCU